GCUACGGUGCUACGUUUGAGCGCUACGAUCCACACACGUCGUGAUGUGGACUACGUGGCUUCUAUUAGCCUUGGCCGUUACAGUCCAAGGACGAGCGGUAAACAUAAGCAACACAUGGGUGUUGCCAGAGGAGGGGUUCCCUGUGUUCUACCGCUACUUCAGGGACCGCAUCUCUUGGUAUGAGGCCGACGCUGUCUGCCAGUUUCACCACGCUAAUCUUGUUACAGUGGACACCACAGCUCAGUAUGACGCAGUGCGAGCUUAUUUGAAGGAACUGGACAUCUCCAGCGCCGUUUGGGUCGGCCUCAUUAGGAGCAAUCCUGAUGGUGACUUCACAUGGACAGACUACAGAGGAUUAAGUGGCGAAGGAUAUUGGAGUUCAGCUCCGGAUUCGAGGACGGCACCGCUUUGUGCCGCGGCCGACCCUGCUGCUGACUACCGCUGGGAUGCGAGAGCCUGUGGAGGACCUUCCGUUGCUUCAUUUAUUUGUGAAUUACCAGUACCGCAAUGGGCGCUGGGUAGUGAAGGAUGUAUGCUAAAAGCUCUACCAGCACUGACUGUGCUAUAUCUACCAGAAAGUGCGGCUGUGCAGCUCACUACUGAUUGUGGUUUGGCGGGAGUGCGACGAGUUCAAUGUACAGGGAAUGUUAAAAGAGAAGAUCUACUCAAAGAUUUAUCAUGCUCUGAAGAUGUGUCAACUACUCUAUGGAAUGUUCACUUUACUGGAAAUGAUAUGGAAACAACUACAGGUUUCGUGUUCGAUGGAGACUCGGAAACGGACGAAAAUAUAAUGACAGACCAACAAGAAGUUCAGCAAAGUACUGUAAAAUCUUCAACAACGCAAACAUUUAAUUUGGUUACACAAAACGUACUAGCAAAGCAAAAUCAACAAAAUUCGAUGUUCGAUAAAGUUCCAGAUUUGAAUAUAAUCGAAAACAACAACAUCUACAACAAUUUACCAACCGGACCAUAUAAAACAGACUUUUCAAGUACUGAGUAUGCAAAUAAAUUAGAAGAUGAAAGACAUAUGCAUCACAAGUUAUUACACGAUGAGCUGGCCCGACUUGGAAAUUUCGAAAGUAUAUUUAAUCAAGCUACUGAUCAUUUCGUACCACCACUAGUAAUGGCAAAAGCUAAAUUAAGUAACGACAUGAAUGCUAUGUCUUUCGAAGAAAAGCUUGCGCAGGAGCACGAAGAUUAUGAAGAAUUGUCGAAACAUUCAAAUGACAUGAAAUUAAUCAACAAAAACAAUGUAGCUACAACCCAAGUACCACAACAUAAAACAACACAUAAUUUUAUAAUUAAUACGCAGGAUCUUAUACAUGAAAAUAAGGAUAAAGAAAUUACGAAAAAAGUAGUACCAAAAAAAUAUUUUUCUAAACAAACAAAGCCACUUGACGUUAAACGUAAAUCACUUCCCAUUUUGAACCUUAAAGUAUCAUUAGAUGACGAAAUCAAUAUUACUCCUACUUCUUCAAUUACAACACUGAAUAAAACAGUUAUCACCCCUAAAUAUGACGUACAAAAUAAAACAGACAACGAUGAAAAAGAUGAAACCUCAAUUGAACUAACUGUAAUUAUUCGUGAACCUUCUACAAAUUUAAAAGAUAUAGAGUAUAAUUUAUCAAAUGGUACUGAUAUGAUAACAAAAUAUUCUCAUGAAGUUUUGAACUCUUCUGUAACAUAUAAUGAUCUAUCGGAACAUACAGUAGUGAUAACAAAACCUAAUUCCACAAUUGUAGGUAACGUAGAAAUAAUCCAAGAGAUAAAUUCUUUAAAUGAUAGUAUUGUGGAAUCCAUUACAUCGACAACAGACACUACCCAUCAUUCUUAUGAAGUAUUUAGCACCUCUAAACCAUAUACUAAUGAUUUUAAUCAUGCAGUUGUACAAACUACUAAAAUUGAUAUCGUAAGUGGUGAAAGCAUGCAUGUAGUUAAAUCAAAACAUAGUCAAAUAUUCGAUUUAGAAAAGUCAACAAGCCAACCUAUAUUUAAAGAUGACUUAGAAAAAAAUAAUGUAACUACAGAGAGUUUCCUAGACAUUCAUUCUAACAUAACAUAUAUUGAUUCGAAUACUAGUAAUGUUCUGACUAACCAAACAAACCAUAUGUAUACCAACAAUAUGAUUAACUCGUCACCUGUUAGUAAUGUGACUGAAAAUAAUGAUAAUAUUAAUAACAGUUCACAAAAUAAUGAUCCUUUGGUAUCCGAAGUGUUUGUAAUUAAUGUAACUCAGGAUGAAAUACCAAAUAUUAUUAUAAAUGGAAAUAUUACAGAAAUUAUAGAACAUCCUGAAAACUUGGAUAGCAAUAUUGAGCUGCAUUUGAGUAGUAAUUCGAGCGAAGAGGAAAUCGAUGACUUUCAAUCACCAUUAUUAUCUGGAGCCGACGAUUCUGAAAUUCAUAAGCCAAUGCGCACCCGGAGGAUUCAAAUUGUUCAAAACCGCGGUAAAAAGUUUAAUCCAUUCCGUAUUUUAGGUUAAGAUGAGGAUAAUAAUGUAUACUUUGACUGCCAACUAAUUCUUAGACUAAGUGAUGACAUAAUACACAAUUUCAAUUUACUAGAAUAUAAUACGUCACUAAUGUGAUCGCACAGUGCACUUAGCAGAAUUACAUUUAUAUUCACUGACAUUAUCUAGUUUCUAGCUCACAACCAACCAUUAUUAGAAUGCAAUUUCACAUAAUUAUAAAUGAGUUGUAUGUUGUAAAAUAUACUUUUAUUUUAAUUUUUCCGUGAAAAUUAUGACAGCGCAUAAAUCGUUAAAUGAAAAAUUGCACAAAGUUGAAAGAAAAGUAAUUAGUGAUACGCAACUUUAGCGUAUAAAAACUUUCUUUGGCUUUUAAUAUUUCAUCGUUAGUUUUCAACCAUAUCAAAUAAAAUCUAGUCAAUUCAUCUAAUAUAGGUAUAGCAUAGCUAUCAUUUUAGAAUCCUAGUUACUAGAAUUACAAACCUGUGACAUCAUUGCCAAAUCGAAGAUAAUAUUUUACCACAAACUCAACCAUAUCACUAAUCAUAAGUUAUUUAUUUUUUAAUAUAUAUUACCUCUUUGCAAAUACGUCAACUCUCAGUGCUGGCUGGUUAGACACGAAAAAUAAAGAAUUAAAUAACAGUAUAAUCAUGAUAUUUUAUUCUUCCAGAAAAAUAUUACACCAAUGUCUAACCAAAUUACUUCUUGACACUGGUUGGUCCCUUUUACGACUUUCGUUUAAAUAUGUCGACCGAAAUGCUAUUUUGUAAAGGUUUCGUGUAAUAUUUCAUUUAGUCGUGUUUGAAAUUAAAUUUCUACGUAUUUGUAAAUGUCCUUGGAUGUUUAAUCAAAUCUUAUUUAGAUUGCGGUUAGCUAAUAUACCAACUUAAUCCUAAAGGAAUGGCUGUUACAUAAAACGAAUAUUUUAU
This is a messenger RNA of Pieris brassicae (large cabbage white), 3396 nucleotides long. The transcript has 6 exons. The record is from RefSeq and is a predicted model, not a curated record. NCBI's taxonomy places the organism in Eukaryota, Metazoa, Arthropoda, Insecta, Lepidoptera, Pieridae. The coding region runs from base 44 to 2482 and encodes 812 amino acids.